GUGCGCAGUGCGAACCUUCCCCUUCUCUGCUUUUUCCUCCAACAUGGAAUUCCGCUCAGCUCGGCAAGCAGUACUGCAGCUACUCCGUACGGUGGCUCCAGCAGACCUCCCAGCUCUUCUCCAGUGGAUGAGAACUACCCGAGAUUUUGAUGAAUUCAUUCAAGACAAUAAUGACAUUAUAUUGAAAAACAUAGCAGAAGACCUUCGGAAUUGCUUACCUCUAGAAACCAUGCUUUCUUCAGAACAUCUAGCCCUCCAAAAAAUACAGCAGCAGCCAGAACCCACAGUUCACGUUGAUGCAUUCCUUUAUGAUGAAGACUUUAUUGAUUCAUUAUGUGAGGAAGGAAAACUGAGCAGAUACUACUGUAUGGUGUGCGGCUCACACCAGACGGCACCUUUAGGGUUUAUUUCUCAUUCCUUCUCUCUCAUGGAAUUGAAGUUCAUUUAUCAUCAUGUACUCCCUGAUCUGUCGGGAAAGGUCUUGGUUGACGUUGGCUCCAGGCUUGGCAUCGUCCUUUACGGGGGUUAUCUUUACAGUUCAGCAUCACAACUAUAUGGAGUAGAAUUGAAUGGAGACUUUUGCCAGUUGCAGGAAAUGGUCAUAAAAAAGUACCAGUUCACUGACAGAAUAAAGGUGCUUCAUGCAGACAUCUGUACACAAGGUUCACUUCUGCAAAAUGCUGAUGUUAUUAUAAUGAAUAAUGUCUUUGAAUAUUUUCUUAAUGAGGCAGAACAGGCCAGAGCCUGGGAAUAUAUCAGCCAUAAUGUAAGGAAACAAGGAUCCUUAUUAGUGACAGUGCCAAGUCUUGAAGAUUCUCUCUCAGGUCUUCAGGUUAAUAUACAGUUAUCUCCCUGGGUUGAAGAGGUACCACUGAACUAUGAUGUAUACCCAGAAAAGGAUAUUGACAGGGAAGCUCUUGAACAAAUACAUUUAUACAAGAUUCUCUAACACUACAAUAGUCCUACCUCAGUGUAAAAUAAUUACAAAAUAAUUUAAAAGAAACAGAACCCCAGUAUCCUAACACAUAUUUUUUCUGUAUAUUCCUUUCUAGUCUUUGUACAUAUGCUCACAUAUUUGUAAAUAGUUGUAUGUAUAUAUAUACAACUUU
Molecule: messenger RNA, 1109 nt
Organism: Balaenoptera ricei (Rice's whale)
Lineage: Eukaryota; Metazoa; Chordata; Mammalia; Artiodactyla; Balaenopteridae
Exons: 8
Coding region: 44-949 (301 amino acids)
Molecular function (GO): methyltransferase activity
Source: RefSeq, a predicted model, not a curated record